Colletotrichum navitas is the source of this 779-nucleotide messenger RNA. RefSeq lists its product as uncharacterized. The record is from RefSeq and is a predicted model, not a curated record. The transcript has a single exon. Lineage: Eukaryota; Fungi; Ascomycota; Sordariomycetes; Glomerellales; Glomerellaceae. Bases 131 to 520 code for a protein of 129 amino acids.
UGGAGGCUGUUUGCUGGGUAAGGAGGUCUCAGUGUAGUCACUUUGUGAUUAAUCUUCUCCCCCCCCGACCCCCCGGUCCGCAGUGAGAUGGCUGGAUGCUGUGAAUACAUCAGUUGGUUGCGUGAAGAAGAUGCGAGGUACUCCUGAAAGCGAGGUAACCUCUGGUGUGACCGUGGCUUGCUCCAUGAUUCGAUGGCUACUUUUGGCGCUUUUUAGCCUGCAAAGUGCACAUUUCGGAUCUGGACGGGAGGCGCAAGAUGACGGGCAAGGUUUGGGGGCCAGAUGGGCCCGUCCGUGGGCCGCAGAUUGCCACGGUGUAGGAUGGUCGGUCGCCUUACGAGGCGGCGGCGGAGGGCUGUGGGAUGUAAACGGGAAGACGCAGUAUGACUGGCGGGAAUGGCAUAUGAGUCGUUCCAAGCUGAGGUUCCGUGUCAGUCAGUCAGUCAUCGGAUGGGAUCGAGGCGGGAAGAGGCGGGCUUCUCCCUCGUCAUAUCCGUACACUAGGCAACACUCAUCAUAGGGGGCAUCUCCCGGCUUCUUUCUUGGUGAUGGGACUGAGGGCCUGAGCACCCCGACUGGCCAUUAUGGAUCACAGUGAGUUGCUCAGCGGCUGUGCCGCACUGGUGCGCAGAUACUCCGUAGUCAUAACGAUACUAGCAGUGAUACAUGGCCGCCAUGGACAGUCCCAAGAGGAGGUUCAGGUUGCAGUGCGCCAACGCCACUCAGUCUGGGUCUUGGCAUUGGAAAGCCUUUGGGGGGUUAAAGUUGCAGUGAAAUUG